This is a messenger RNA of Fundulus heteroclitus (mummichog), 3775 nucleotides long. RefSeq names its product Wnt-activated inhibitory factor 2 (gene tpbgl). Gene Ontology annotation, cellular component: plasma membrane. Gene Ontology annotation, biological process: negative regulation of canonical Wnt signaling pathway. The coding region runs from base 235 to 1299 and encodes 354 amino acids. Gene Ontology annotation, molecular function: protein binding. The transcript has a single exon. The record is from RefSeq and is a predicted model, not a curated record. Lineage: Eukaryota; Metazoa; Chordata; Actinopteri; Cyprinodontiformes; Fundulidae.
AAAUCCCACCGACAGAGCGCAAAUCAGCAGUUUUUCCACGCAGCCCCGCCACGAAGAUGUCCAGAGCUCAGAUGCGCAAAGAUCCCAGACACAGCUUCCUUCUGAGACCGAGGUGACAAUGGGUGGAGAGUUCCUCACAUCCUGAUUGUUAGAGAUAAGCGGCUCGCCUUCAACGCGGACUGACUGGACUUUACGUCAUAAUUCUAAGCUUUUAGACAAUCAGUGAAGGAAAAGAUGAGGAUAACGCGCAGUGCCGAACAUUUAAGUGUUCCUCUCUCUGUUUGGAGUCUGUUGCGUUUGCACUGUGUAGCGCUGCUGUGUUUGAUGUCUUUGCCAGUCAGGACAGAUGACGCCUGCCCGUCCUCUUGUAGCUGUGCCAGGGACUCGGGGACUGUGACCUGCUUACCUGACGGGGGACAUACUGAUCUACCUGCAGACGUGCCGACAUGGACGUCCACUUUGAUAUUAAAAGGCAGAAACAUUUCAACUUUACCUCAAGGUGCGUUCACCGUCAACGGCACCGAGUUGGGGAUGACGACACUCUCGCUUUCCUACAACGGGAUACACACCAUUGAGCCGUACGCGUUUCUAGGACUCUCCCGCUUACACCUCUUAGACCUGAGCCAUAAUCAUCUGGAGACCAUCUCAUCUAGGGCUUUUCAUGGACUACUGGAGCUGCGCUCUCUUUUUCUCAAUUACUCUCUUUCGGCCGAUGCCGCGGCGCAGCUUUCCGGUGCGCUCAGCGCGCCAGGUUUGCGUAACCUACACAGACUGGAGCUGGCGGGGAAUCAGCUAAAGUUUAUACCCAUGGAGAGGUUGGAUCUCUAUAACCUGCACGCUUUAGUGCUCAUAAAUAACUCAAUGGAGAACAUCGGGAGCGAAAACAUAUCCAGUUUGUACCAGCAAAGGCGCAUUCGCGUCUAUUUGGCUUUAAAUCCAUUUCGGUGCAACUGUGAACUGGAGAUGUUCUACUACUGGUUAAAGAACUCAUCGCAGUGUCAGGAUGCUGAACGGGUUAUUUGCCGUGAGCCGGAAGCGCGGAGGGGGAUCCCCGUGGAAAAGCUCCGAGAAGAGGACGUGGACUGUAUGAACGAGAACUUAGAGGCAGUUUCAUACGUAUUCCUAGGUAUAGUGCUGGCUCUGAUCGGAGUGGUGUUCCUAAUGGUGCUGUAUCUCAACCGGGGAGGCAUCAAACGGUGGCUCAAUAACAUCCGAGAGGCAUGCAGAGACCAAAUGGAGGUUUACCACUACCGCUAUGAGCAGGACUCGGAUCCCAGGUUGGCCAAUGUGGCUGUUUAACUCCCUGACAAAACAUAAAUCAGCCCAGUGCUGCAAUGGGGAAGGACAGAAAAGACAAUGAAUCAAGAUGUCUGGAAAAAAAGGGGAGAAAACUAGCGUUAAACCUGCAAGUCUCAGUUCUAAAUUCAGAACAAGGGACACGUGCAUCUCAGUAAAUUAACAUAUUAUUGAAAGUUGUAAUUAAAUUUGAAAACUGAAACAUAGAAUACACACAGGUAUAUGUUUCACAUUUAUUUCUCCUCAUUUUAUGAUUAUGGCUUUCAGGUAAGGAAAGUCCAAAAUUCAGUUCCUCAGACAAUUUAAACAGUUUUGAAGAAGACUGCUGACUUUACAGUUAUCCAGCAGACAGUCAUGUCCUCUGCAAGGAAGGUAAGCCACAAAAGUCCAGCACUAAAUGCGUUGGCUGUACUUGGAGUCCUGUAUUCCAACAUGUUUUUGGAAAGUUAAGUGGAAGGAUAAAGUGCUUUAGAAAAAGGUGCACAAGCAACAAGGAUAACAACACACAUAUAUAUCCAGACAUUGGCUACAGCAGUUCCUAGAGGCUCAGCUGGUCCUUUCCAGUGUGCUGAAAACAAGGAGGGGAUCUCUGUGGAACCACUCAGAACGGAGGAUGUGGCUUGGAUGAACAAGAACUUGGCAGUGGUGUCAUAUGUCCUUGGAGAGAUAUUUUUGAUGGUGCUGCAUCUCACCUGGCAAGGCAUUGACCAGUAGUUCUGUAACAUCCAAGAGGUGUGCAGGACCAGAUUAAUCAUCAACACAACCACAGUUAGCAGGACUCUGAUCCUAGGCUGGACAAUGUGGCUGUUUAACUAGGGUUAGUCCCAGGUUAAGAGGAGCACUAAGCAGAAUUCAGUUUGGUAUGACCACCGUCCGCCACAGCGCCACCGUGUUUCUUUCCACAUUGUGCAUGUAAGACGAUGUGUUUUAAAGUUAGUGAGCCAAAUAAGACUUCCCUGGAAUGACUUUCAGUCAGUUUGCAUUAUAUAUUAAAUACAUCGCAUUUGAUGUGAAGGGUUUUAGGAAAUGAACACUGUAAAUAGACUAUAGAGACUGAGUUAUUCCUCUGAUUUACUCAUUUGCUCUUGCAGACAUAUUCUGUGUAUGGUGACCCUGUGUAAAGCACUGGUUUAAUGUUGCCAUGCAAGACAAUAUAUAUAUAAAAAAAUUAAUUACUUCUAUAUUUUACAAACAGUUGCAUUGUCAGGGAGACAUGACCUGAGCUCAGUCAUAUGCAAAAUAACUCAAUAAACUACAGUGGAGACAGUAAAUUACAGCUUUUAAAUUAUUCUAAUGCGGUAAAUCUUUCAAAGCUUUAACUGUUUAGACAAUGGACCGAACAAUGGACACACACAAUUAUCAGCACUUCUCUUGCUUAACUGCACAGCAAGCAACAACAAAGUACUGAGAAAUGCAAUGUGUGAAAAUGCACGGGCUCUUGGGGGGCCCUUGCUGGCUUAGUGCACCCUAAGCUGUGGCUUAAUACUUUAGUGCCUUGGGCAAGAUUAGUGUUCAAUCCACUGAUUUAAGAAAAUUAGAAUCAAAAUUAUGACAAAAAAGGGAAACAAGAGUAUACCUAGCUUCUUAAAUGACUGUGCUGUUAAUACAUGUUGUACAACUUAAAUUGAAUAUUCUGAGGAGAACAUUACAAAGAAGGAUGCAAUGGAUGGAAAAUAAAAUGCCAAAAUAAAAUGGUGUCUCAGUCGCUGUUAUUCUUAGAAACAUAGUUUGCUGCAGGCUCACAAACCCCGUAGGGAGAACAAGAUUAUUAUGCUUUAAUUCUAUUGGUGGAGCAAGUAGAGCAAAUUAUGAGUGAAAAGAUGAUGUAACAAGACUGGUGCAUUUGUUAGAGUGCCACAUUUGUUGUAAAAAGUACAGCUGAAAUAAAAUUAAUCAUAAAUAACAAGAAAUCAUUUGUAGUAAUGCUUCCAUGGGUGAACAAAAGCAUCUCUAUUAUUUGAUGCAGGGUCAAUUUAUAUGUAAAAUAGCAAAGUAGAUAGAGAGAGACUUUUAUUAUACAAGUAACAUUAGAACAUUUUAUUUUGAAGAUAGUUGUGCUUAUAUCUAUAGUAAAACAACAUUUGUUAACUUCUCAUGACACCGUGCUUCGUAUUAAUGGAUGUCUUAUUUUAAAGCAGUUAGAACCAGGGAUAAGGCUGUUAAUAUUGAUACCACAUCUCAACUUUGCUUAACCCCCAAAAAAGGUUAAUUUAUUUAUAUGUUGUAGGUGAUGCCUUGAAGAAAUAUUCAUAGCCUUUUAUCUUUUCCACAUUUUGUCAAUUUGAAACCACACACAUUGAUGUAUCCUAUAGGGAAUCUAUGUGAUAUACCAGCAUAAACAGAUGUUUAAGUGGAAGGGAAAUUGUGUAUGGUUUUUUCAAUUUGUUUACUUAUAAAACUGCAAUUACAGCUAAAGGUCUAGACAUAUUUUUCCUCCUGAGUAAUGCAUCUUAGCUCCCCCAGAGCAGAGGUGGGUAGA